GGACGCUUGCUGCUCAAGCAACAAGCUUAGCGUUGAUAGCUAAGCUCUAAAAACGUACCUACCUCUUAAAUUAUUUUAGCACCACUGACAAAGAAGACGAAAUGGAGGUGCCGAUGGAUCCCUUGUUUCUUGCAUGGAGCUACUUUAGAAGACGGAAGUUCCAACCAUGUUCUGAUAUUUGUUCGAAGAUAUUAGAGGACAGUCCAUACGACCAGGCUGCAUGGAGUCUGAAGACCUGUGCUCUGACAGAGAUGGUGUACAUUGAUGAGGUGGAGGUGGACCAAGAGGGGAUCGCUGAGAUGAUGCUGGAUGAAAGCUCCAUUGCCCAGGUUGCUCGCCCUGGGACAUCACUGAGGCGUCCUGAAACAAGCCAUGGAGGUGGACCUACUCCAGCUAUCAGGCCCAUGACCCAAUCGGGACGACCAAUCACAGGGUUUGUGAGGCCCAGUACCCAGUCUGGCAGACCAGGGACAAUGGAACAGGCCAUUAAGACCCCGCGCACGGCACACACUGCCCGCCCUGUCACUGGUGCAUCUGGGAGAUUUGUCCGGCUGGGAACAGCCUCCAUGUUAACCAAUCCUGAGGGGCCAUUUAUAAAUUUGUCAAGACUCAACUUGGCUAAAUAUGCCCAGAAGCCCAAUUUAUCCAAGACCUUGUUUGAGUACAUCUUCCAUCAUGAAAAUGAUGUAAAAAAUGCUUUAGACCUGGCUGCUCUGGCCACUGAGAAUGCUCAGUUCAAAGACUGGUGGUGGAAAGUCCAGCUGGGGAAGUGCUACUACAGACUUGGUUUACACCGGGAAUCAGAAAAACAGUUCAGAUCUGCUCUCAAUCAUCAGGAGGUGGUGGACACAUACCUCUAUCUGGCCAAGGUGUAUCAGCGGCUUGAUCAACCUAUAACUGCACUGAACCUCUUCAAGCAAGGUCUGGACCACUUCCCUGGGGAGGUCACUCUCUUAACAGGAAUUGCUCGCAUUCACGAGGAGAUGAAUAACAUCACCUCAGCCACAGAGUACUACAAAGAUGUCCUGAAGCAGGACAACACUCACGUUGAGGCUAUCGCCUGCAUAGGCAGCAAUCACUUCUACACGGACCAGCCUGAGAUCGCCUUGCGCUUUUACCGACGGCUGCUGCAGAUGGGGGUAUAUAAUUGCCAGCUGUACAACAACCUGGGAUUGUGCUGCUUUUAUGCCCAGCAGUAUGAUAUGACCCUGUCCUCCUUCGAGAGGGCUCUGGCCCUGGUGGCCAAUGAUGAGGAGCAGGCUGACGUCUGGUACAACAUUGGACACGUGGCCGUGGGAAUAGGAGACCUGACUCUGGCAUCCCAGUGUUUUAAACUGGCCUUGGCCUUCAACAACGACCAUGCUGAGGCCUAUAAUAACCUGGCUGUGCUGGAGCUACGCAAGGGACACAUUGAGCAGUCCAAAGCUUUCCUCCAGACCGCUGCAUCAAUUGCCCCUCACAUGUAUGAGCCACACUUUAACUACUCCACUCUGUCAGACAAGAUUGGAGAUCUGCAGAGUAGCUACACGGCAGCCCAGAGGUCAGAGGAUGCCUUCCCUGAGCAUGUAGAUACCCAGCAGAUCCUGAAACAUCUGCGCCAGCAUUUUGCUGUGCUGUGACCUACUGACCGACACACCUGACUUGACAGUCCAAACUUCCUGUGUGAUAACUUACUUAGUUGUUGUAGAGUGCUGCUAUUGAACAACAGUGACUGGCCUCCUCAUGUUCUGGUUAGACAUCAUCACAAUCUACAGAAAAACAUUCUGCUGUUAGAUGAUGGUGACAAUACACAGGCUAAAUGAUACAAAGGGCAAUUUGGCUUGGGCAACUCACUGCACAGACAUUAUUAUAAAACAGUCAUUUAAAACUGCCUGGCCCAAUGCAGGUCUUAUUAGUUGUAUUUGAAGUGUUUUAUUUGCAGCCAAGAUUGGUUUUGGCAUUUGUUUUUCUCUUCAACUGUUGGUUCACAUACAUGUGUAAUAGUAUUUAAGGUACUUUUAAGCACCGAUAGUGAAUGUACAUAAUAAAGUAUGAACAUGGAAGAAACACAUAUUUACUAUAGUACAUAGCAGUAUAAAUAUAUAUUUUUUUAUAGUGUAUUCAGAUGUAUUUUGGUAUUAACAUUACUCUUGUCAUAAUUUGUAGUCUGUCUUGUUUGUAAGGAAUAAACUAUAUAAACAUGUUUUUUUUUUUUAAAGAUGCAGAACAAAUUAAGUUGUGUUUAACUUUACAGUAUGACAAUUUCUUUUAUCAGAUAAAAUGUUAUGUACAAAUUAAGUUACAUUUGAUUCCAAUGCUUAUUAUUUUGAAUGUAUGUAUUUACUUAUUGAAAUAAUGGAAAUUUUACAGUAAUUUCUAAGCUUUCCUUGAUUUUAUUUCACAUAUCCAUUUCAAUGGAUGUGUACACAGCAUCAUUCCAGGACUUCAUGGGAUAUAUUUUGGGAUGGAUGGCCGCACAGUCCUCCAUUCCAAAGUGGUCUUUGGGCUGUCUCAU
Messenger RNA from Salvelinus namaycush (lake trout), 2494 nucleotides. RefSeq names its product tetratricopeptide repeat protein 8-like. The transcript has 13 exons. Gene Ontology annotation, cellular component: non-motile cilium; BBSome; ciliary basal body. Gene Ontology annotation, molecular function: protein binding. Bases 102 to 1619 code for a protein of 505 amino acids. Gene Ontology annotation, biological process: non-motile cilium assembly. Lineage: Eukaryota; Metazoa; Chordata; Actinopteri; Salmoniformes; Salmonidae. The record is from RefSeq and is a predicted model, not a curated record.